This is a messenger RNA of Aspergillus sclerotioniger CBS 115572, 1497 nucleotides long. RefSeq names its product prohibitin subunit PHB1 (gene phb1). Lineage: Eukaryota; Fungi; Ascomycota; Eurotiomycetes; Eurotiales; Aspergillaceae. Gene Ontology annotation, biological process: mitochondrion organization. The record is from RefSeq and is a predicted model, not a curated record. Bases 438 to 1280 code for a protein of 280 amino acids. Gene Ontology annotation, cellular component: mitochondrion; membrane. The transcript has 2 exons.
CAGCUACAGAUAUGCCCUAAUCAGAGCCAUCCGGGAAAAGGACAUGGGCGGAGAUCUCGUAGACGAGGCCGCACGGUAACCGCCCCCGGAAAAGCUAGGGAGCGGCCAGGACGAGAAGACGAGGCAGAAAACUCACACUCCAUUCUUAGGAUCGAGAUGGCCACCCAUUGUGAAGAAAUGCGAGGAGGAACGGCGAGAGGAGCGGUGAUGUGGUGGGGAAGCGAUAGACGAGGCAGGGAAGUAAAGGAAGAGAGGACGUUGGCCGUCGGACCAAAACGGAGGAAAGUCGAAGUCGAAGUUCGACCACCGCCCGGCGCUAGGCCGCUUCGGGACAGCAUGCGAAAAGCCUCGACAUCAUCUCCAGACUUGCUGAUUGCUACCAACUCCCGCCCCCGUGUUCCCCCUCGAUCCCCUACCCCUCCGUUGCAUCCAUCACCAUGGCCGCCAACUCCUUGUACAACAUCUACCGGCUGGCCGUCCCCGCCACCAUCGGUUUCUCGCUCCUCGGCUCUUCCAUCUACGAUGUCCGUGGUGGUACCCGCGCCAUCAUCUUCGACCGCUUGUCCGGUGUGCAGGAGAAGGUCAUGAGCGAGGGCACCCACUUCCUCAUCCCUUGGCUGCAGCGGGCCAUUAUUUACGACGUCCGCACCAAGCCUCGUAACAUCUCCACCACCACCGGUAGUAAGGAUUUGCAGAUGGUCAGCUUGACGCUGCGAGUGCUGCACCGCCCUGAUGUCCCGAAGCUGCCGGCCAUCUACCAGUCCUACGGUAUCGACUAUGAUGAGCGUGUCCUGCCCUCCAUUGGCAACGAAGUCCUCAAGGCCAUCGUCGCCCAGUUCGAUGCCGCCGAGCUGAUCACCCAGCGUGAAGCCGUCUCCAACCGCAUCCGCACAGACCUCAUGAAGAGAGCCGCACAGUUCAACAUCGCCCUGGAAGACGUCUCCAUCACCCACAUGACCUUCGGAAAGGAGUUCACGCGUGCCGUCGAGCAGAAGCAGAUCGCCCAGCAGGACGCGGAACGGGCCCGGUUCAUCGUCGAGAGGGCCGAGCAGGAACGUCAAGCCAAUGUCAUCCGCGCUGAGGGUGAAGCCGAGAGUGCCGAUAUCAUCAGCAAGGCGGUUGCUAAGGCAGGCAGUGGUCUGAUUGAAAUCCGUCGUAUCGACGCCAGCAAGGAGAUCGCGACGACGCUCGCGACCAACCCCAACGUCACAUAUCUGCCCGGCAACGAUGGCAAGGAAGGUGGAAAGAGCACCAGCCUUCUGCUGGGCCUGAGGAACUAAAAGGGCUCUCAUGUGAUGAUACAUGGGGUUAUGUGUAUUCUUUAUUUCUCUUUUCUCAAUUGGACGGAUCUCGGGCGUGCAUGAUUUCCGUGGCGAAUUAAUGUCGUUUGUUUGGUCUGCUUUUCAUCUCUUAUCGACUGUAGCAAUAGCAUACCCAUCCUCUCUCCCAUUAAAAAUGUCACUCAUGACAGACAGACAGUGUGCAGGUCAACCAUGG